AUGCCGCCGCCGUCUUGGAUUGCCUAUUCCAAUAGUGGAAUCAACAAGAUCACGAUGGCCGUUAAGUUCGACGAGGCGGCCAAAUACCAGCAAGCAUUCGACCACUACAUGGAUGGGUGCGAGGACCUGAUGAAGGCAGUCAAGGAAGAGGUCACCCCCGAAGGAACCCGCGCCGCGUUGCGUCAAAAGAUGGCCGAGUAUCUGCUGCGAGUCGAGAAACUGGACGCGCAUCUCAAGGCAGAGAAGGCAAAGAAGGAAGGAGCAAACGGACAAUCCAACAACGCCAUCGCAAGCAAUGGACAAGACGAUGACAGCAAGAAGUUGCGAAAUGCGCUCGAGGGCGUGGUUCUUCAGGAGAGGCCCAACGUGAAAUGGGAGGACGUCGCGGGUCUCGAGGCUGCCAAGGAAUCGUUGAAGGAGGCGGUUCUUCUACCAAUAAAGUUUCCGCAAUUCUUCUCAGGCAAGAGGAAGCCGUGGAGGGGUAUUCUCUUGUAUGGACCGCCGGGUACGGGUAAGAGUUAUUUGGCAAAGGCGGUUGCCACCGAGGCCAAGAGCACGUUUUUCAGCGUGAGCAGUUCGGAUCUUGUGAGCAAGUGGAUGGGAGAGAGUGAAAGACUAGUCAAGCAGCUCUUCGCCAUGGCCCGAGAGAACAAACCAUCCAUCAUCUUCAUCGACGAGGUAGACGCCCUCUGCGGAGCCCGUGGCGAGGGCGAGUCGGAAGCGAGCAGGCGAAUCAAGACCGAGAUGCUGGUGCAGAUGGACGGUGUCGGCAAGGACAGUGAAGGUGUCCUCGUCCUGGGAGCGACAAACAUACCGUGGCAGCUCGACUCGGCCAUCCGUAGACGUUUCCAGCGCCGUGUCCACAUCAGCCUCCCCGAUCUCGCAGCAAGGACCACCAUGUUCAAGCUCGCCGUCGGCACAACUCCAUCGAGCCUGACCAACGAAGACUACAGAGAGCUCGCAAAGCUAGCUGAGGGGUACUCUGGCAGUGAUAUUUCCAACGUGGUAAAUGACGCCCUGAUGGAACCGGUGAGGAAGAUGCAGAUGGCGACACACUUCAAAAAGGUAUACUAUUUUGGGCUCUAUUCUUCUGGGGCGCAAUUCCUUACUCCCAAAAACAAAAUCUCUCUACAAAAACUGACAACCAUGGCCCUCCAGGUCAUGCACGAUGAUGUCGAAAAAUACACCGCCUGCUCACCAGGCGAUCCAGAGGCGAUAGAAAUGACUCUAUGGCAGUUGGAGGGAAAACAACUGGUCGAGCCCCUCGUCACGUACAAGGACAUGGAGAGAGCCAUCAAGGGGACACGACCCACCGUUUCCCAGGACGACCUGAAGAAGAAUGCAGAAUGGACAGAGGAGUUUGGCAGUGAAGGUGCAUGA
Molecule: messenger RNA, 1380 nt
Organism: Pyricularia grisea
Lineage: Eukaryota; Fungi; Ascomycota; Sordariomycetes; Magnaporthales; Pyriculariaceae
Exons: 2
Coding region: 1-1380 (459 amino acids)
Biological process (GO): endosomal transport; vacuole organization
Molecular function (GO): ATP hydrolysis activity; ATP binding
Source: RefSeq, a predicted model, not a curated record